UGCCCCUCCUUCUAGAUUCACUGUUCAGAGGGCAGGGGAGCGGGGCUCAGCAAUGCUGUUGUUCCUUAUGCUGUAAAAUCUUCUGAUUUUUAAACACGCAGUCAUAUCAGCGAGCGACGAAAAUGGAAGAGUAAACACUUCAGUGAAGGCACCGAGGGAUAUUCAGUAUACGCUCGUUCGUUUGGUUGGACUGUAGGAGUUUCCUUUGUAUUUCAUUUCUUUUGACGUUGUCGUAGCGUUUUUAUUUUGUUGGUGGGGACCUCUUCGCUUCAACUCAGGAACUCUCCAUUGACAUUCCCUGCUUUGGCAGCUACCGUAUCUUUUGCCGCACCUCUCCAUGACGGUCAGCCGAAAAACAUAACUUCAUUUUAAUACACUGAGUGAAAAUGGCAGCUGCUCUCAGUGGUCGAAAUCCGGGUGGACGUGGACCAAACCCCAGAAAAGGCCGGAUUUUAGGCAUCAUUGACGCCAUUCAGGAUGCAGUUGGACCACCAAAACAAGCUGCAGCCGACCGCCGAACUGUAGAAAAGACGUGGAAGCUAAUGGAUAAAGUUGUGAGACUUUGCCAGAACCCCAGAUUACAACUGAAGAACAGCCCUCCGUAUAUCUUGGAUAUAUUGCCAGACACGUACCAGCAUUUGCGUUUGAUAUUGUGCAAAUAUGAAGAGAAUCAGAGACUGAUUCAGCUCAGUGAAAAUGAAUACUUUAAGGUCUACAUCGACAGCCUGAUGAAGAAAUCUAAAAGGGCAAUUCGCCUCUUCAAGGAGGGCAAGGAAAGGAUGUAUGAGGAGCAGUCACAAGACAGGAGAAAUCUCACUAAACUGUCCCUGAUCUUCAGCCACAUGUUAGCUGAGAUUAAGGCCAUCUUCCCCGGCGGCCACUUCCAAGGGGACAACUUCCGCAUCACCAAGCAAGACGCCGCAGAAUUCUGGAGGAAGUUUUUUGGAGAGAAGACUAUUGUGCCAUGGAAAGUAUUUCGACAGUGCCUUCAUGAAGUACAUCCAAUCAGCUCGGGACUAGAAGCCAUGGCCUUGAAAUCCACCAUCGACCUGACUUGCAACGACUACAUCUCUGUCUUUGAGUUUGACAUCUUCACCAGGCUCUUUCAGCCGUGGGCCUCUAUCCUGAGGAACUGGAACUUCCUGGCUGUUACUCACCCAGGCUACAUGGCUUUCCUGACCUAUGACGAAGUCAAGGCCCGCCUGCAGAAGUACAUCAACAAACCUGGCAGCUAUAUCUUCAGGCUGAGCUGCACCCGGCUGGGCCAGUGGGCCAUUGGCUACGUCACCAGCGACGGGAACAUUCUGCAGACCAUCCCCCACAACAAGCCGCUGUUCCAGGCCCUGAUCGACGGCUGCAGGGAGGGCUUCUACCUGUUCCCAGAUGGACGCAGCUACAACCCCGACCUGACAGGCUUGUGCGAACCCACUCACCAUGACCACAUCAAAGUGACACAGGAGCAGUACGAGCUGUACUGUGAGAUGGGCUCCACCUUCCAGCUGUGUAAGAUCUGCGCAGAGAACGACAAGGACGUGAAGAUCGAGCCGUGCGGACACCUCAUGUGCACUUCCUGUCUGUCAGCGUGGCAGGAGUCUGACGGACAGGGAUGCCCGUUCUGUCGGUGUGAGAUUAAGGGCACUGAACCCAUCAUAGUGGAUCCUUUCGACCCCCGCAACGAAGGCAGCAAGUGCUUCUUUUUGGACAAUUUCAACUGUCCCAUGCUGGACCUGGAUGAUGACGACGAUCGUGAAGACACACUGGUCAUGAACGGACUGGCCUCCAUCAGAAAGUGCACAGACAGGCAGAAUUCGCCUAUCAUGUCGCCCAACUCGUCCCCCGUGGCCCAGCGCAGGAAAGGCCUGCCCGACCCCUCAGGCAUCCAGCACCUCAGCCUACCUCCAGUGCCACCCAGGCUGGACCUGAUCCAGAAGGGCAUCAUCCGCUCGCCCUCGGCCAGCCCCACUGGAUCCCCAAAGUCCUCUCCAGGGAUGCCCAGGAAGCAGGACAAGCCGCUGCCCGCCCCGCCCCCGCCACAGAGGGACCCUCCCCCGCCGCCUCCCCCCGAGAGACCUCCCCCUAUCCCGCCGGAUGGCCGCGCCUCCUGGCUGCCGCCCCUGUCCUCCUCCAGCAGCCUGCCGCCGCGGGACCCCCAGCUGCCGCCCGAGGCCUGGUGCCCCAAAGACAGCCCUCUCGUAGACUCUCGGCCGGGAGCAGCGGAGCGCUCCCCCAAACUGGGCCACUCGGCACCGUCGCACGUGAACGGCCGCCCGCUGAGCUGUCCGCUGGCAGAGAGCGGGUCGGGGUCGGGCCGGGCCCAGCACAGCAGACUGGAUGGCCAGGCAGACGGCCCCAAGGCUUUCUCUAAUGGCCUCAUGCUCAGUGAUGAAUAUGAUAUUCCCCCUCGCCACUCCCCUCCUCCUCCUGCUCUUACCAGCAGCCAGAGAUACCCUAAUCCCUUCACCAGUCCCUGUGUGGAGAAACCACGACUAAUGGAGCGGGCGGAGGACGAGUACCAGGUCCCCUCCUCACACCCUGUGUGCCUCACCCAGCCUCCCAUCUGCAUCUCUGUGCGCGUCCCCAACAGGGCUCUGGAGAAUGGCUCUUUAGAUCAGUCUUCAGAGGGGAAGAGACACAAAGCCCCUGAACACGGUGCUCAGUUUGACUCCAGCUCUUUGCUAUCGGCCGUAGCCCCGCCCCCACUCUGUCCUCUCCACAACAACAGGACUCCGUCAGACUACGACAUUCUGCUCCCCCCUCAAGCCUCCCCUGCCGAGGACCCCUUCAACAGCGCCCCGCCCUCUCAACCCCCACCCCCUCCUCCCAUCAGGCACAGUUUCCCCGAGCUCCCCACAUCCUCCUUCUCCUCCUCCCCCUCCUCCUCCUCUUCCUCCCCCUCCUCCUCCUCACGGGCUCCACGGCCCGCCUCCGGACACGACCACUUCCUGCUAAACCCUGACUCCUUCCUCGGUGUGCUGAGUGGAUCGGCCCCCUUGCCGCCCCGGAGACAGACGGAGGACAAUAUGAAGUCUUUAGCGAGGAGCUCUCAAGAGUACGACCAGCUGCCCCCAACAUCAGUAGCUGGAGAUUGCUGCUUACAGGCACCUGCCAGGCCACCUAAGCCCUUUCCAAGGAAGACCCCCCCAGACAUACAUCACAGAAAGACUCACGCUCACGAGUCGUCCAAAGAGAAUGUGGACGCCAAAAUAGCCAAACUGAUGGGGGAAGGCUACUCCUUUGAGGACGUGAAAAGAGCACUGAUGAUCGCUCAGAAUAAAGUGGACGUGGCACGGAACAUUCUAAGAGAGUUUGCGUUGGUGGCACCGAGACUGAACUUGUAGCCGACACCGCCAGGACUCUGGGCCGGUUUCUCUGGGGAGACGGCAGGUGGAAGGCCAGUUCACCUGUGGGGGUCAGGACGGCUGGAGGGGGGGGGGGGGGGGGGGGGGGGGGGGGGGUCUGUGCCUGGGGGAGCUUGACGCAGCUCUGUGUUUUUAGCCAUAGCAAAGGUUGAACAGGGGAAGAAGCAUUUACCUGUUGAAACAUGAAUCCUGUGAAAAAACCAAACAAAACAAAAAAACGAAAAAAAAAAACAAAAGCGUGUUGUUUACAGUGAACAGUUGUGUGGUGGGCUUGCUGGUGCUGGUGCUGGUGCCUGUGUGUGAUGCCAGUCUGUGAUGCCAGUCUGUGCAGGCUGGCCCUCACCACUCCUGCAACUGCUGCUGCCACCCUGCCACCCUG
Molecule: messenger RNA, 3738 nt
Organism: Clupea harengus (Atlantic herring)
Lineage: Eukaryota; Metazoa; Chordata; Actinopteri; Clupeiformes; Clupeidae
Gene: cblb
Product: Cbl proto-oncogene B, E3 ubiquitin protein ligase
Exons: 19
Coding region: 387-3338 (983 amino acids)
Biological process (GO): cell surface receptor signaling pathway; negative regulation of epidermal growth factor-activated receptor activity
Cellular component (GO): plasma membrane; membrane raft
Molecular function (GO): ubiquitin protein ligase activity; SH3 domain binding; receptor tyrosine kinase binding
Source: RefSeq, a predicted model, not a curated record